Messenger RNA from Echinops telfairi (small Madagascar hedgehog), 1981 nucleotides. RefSeq names its product G protein-coupled receptor 3 (gene GPR3). The transcript has 2 exons. Gene Ontology annotation, molecular function: G protein-coupled receptor activity. The record is from RefSeq and is a predicted model, not a curated record. NCBI's taxonomy places the organism in Eukaryota, Metazoa, Chordata, Mammalia, Afrosoricida, Tenrecidae. Gene Ontology annotation, biological process: G protein-coupled receptor signaling pathway. Gene Ontology annotation, cellular component: membrane. Bases 36 to 1028 code for a protein of 330 amino acids.
CCGAGUGGAGCUUCCCUGCGGUCCCGACCGGUACCAUGAUCUGGGGAGCAAGCAGCCCCCUGGCCUGGCUCUCAGCUGGACCAGGCAACGUGAAUGUGAGCAGCGUGGGGUCGGCAGAGAGGCCUGCAGGCCCGGGUGCUCCUCUGCCCUUGCCCAAGGCCUGGGAUGUGGUAUUGUGCAUCUCAGGUACCCUCGUGUCCUGCGAGAAUGCACUGGUGGUAGCCAUCAUCGCGGGCACUCCCGCCUUCAGGGCCCCCAUGUUUCUGCUGGUGGGCAGCCUGGCUGUGGCCGACCUGCUGGCAGGCCUGGGCCUCGUCCUGCACUUCGCGGCUGUCUUCUGCAUCGGCUCGGCGGAGAUGAGUCUGGUGCUGGUUGGCAUGUUGGCGAUGGCUUUCACCGCCAGCAUCGGUAGCCUGCUGGCCAUCACAGUCGACCGCUACCUGUCUCUGUACAAUGCCCUCACCUACUACUCAGAGACCACGGUGACCCGGACCUAUGUGAUGUUGGCGCUAGUGUGGGGGGGUGCGAUGGGCCUGGGGCUGCUGCCGGUGCUGGCCUGGAACUGCCUGGAUGCCCCGGCCACAUGCGGUGUGGUGCGUCCACUCUCCAAGAACCAUCUGGUGGUCUUGGCCGUGGCCUUCUUCAUGGUGUUCGGCAUCAUGCUGCAGCUCUAUGCGCAGAUCUGCCGCAUCGUCUGCCACCAUGCCCAGCAGAUCGCCCUGCAGCGGCACCUGCUGCCUGCGUCCCACUACGUGGCCACCCGCAAGGGCAUUGCCACACUGGCUGUGGUGCUUGGCGCCUUUGCCGCCUGCUGGCUGCCCUUCACCGUCUACUGCCUGCUGGGUGAUGCCCACUCGCCGCCCCUCUACACCUAUCUCACUCUGCUGCCUGCCACUUACAACUCCAUGAUCAACCCCAUCAUCUAUGCUUUCCGCAACCAGGACGUGCAAAAGGUGCUGUGGGCUGUCUGCUGCUGCUGCUCCUCGUCCAAGAUGCCCUUCCGGUCCCGCUCCCCCAGCGAUGUCUAGGGGCAUCCCAGGGACCCGCAGCCCUGAGUGUGAAGGAAUUCCAGGAUGUCAGGUCCUCCAGGGUUUUGUUCCAAACCCCAAUCCACACCCCCAAAAGCCAGCUGGUUCUGGAGUUCUAGGACACUGGGUGUUUGUUUCCCAAUCCUCGACGGGCCCAGCUGGGGCUGUGGUUCUAGAAUGUUCAGGCGGUCAGGUUCCCCUGAGUAACGUCCCCUGCCCCAGCUGUCCUGGAGAGCCAGGAUGCUAGGUGUUUUACAGUGCCAUUCCAAGUUCCUGACCUCCCCCUCCCCCGCCCCACCUUGACCUUGACCAUGUCACUUUACUUUAGAAUUUCUGAGCUAGAGAGUCAGAGAAGUUAGACCCUUAGUUGCCUAGAUAAAAGAGAUGGGAAUUUAUAUAUGUGCACCUACAAAGAGAGCUUCUAUUUGUUAUUUAUGUAUGUAUGUAUUUAUUUAUUUACAGGGGGAAGGGGAAAAAAGAGACCCACACCUUGAAAUCCAGGCCAUACCAGGGUACCCCCAGUCCCCGCACCCCCAUUUCUGACCUCAGUCCCUAAAGGGUGGGGGGAGGGAGAAAGAGAAACCACGUAUUUUGUUAUUAAUUUUGCUUAUUUUUUAUCGAAGAGAUCACAGAAACCAGAGCCUUCUCCCCAGGCCCACACCCGUGGGUUUGCAGGGGAGACACACCAGCCUCUGGUUUUUUAUUUUUUUAAGAAGCCAUCACCCGAGCAACCGAGAAUUCCUCUGCGCUGGGGCCGGCUGCCCUCUGGUGGCCAUUUGGAGGAAACGGCAGCCCAGCUAGGCAGCCGGGACCCCCAACUGCACUGCAGCCUGGCAUCCAGCGUCACAGCCAUGGCCUGGGGGCCAGGCCUCACCUUGAGGUGCUUUAGAGGAGGCAGGGCUCGAGACGGCCUCCAGUGCACUCCCCACUCCUGGUCCCACCCUAACCGUCAA